CCAUGCACUGUACACCAUCUCAGCUGUCCAUGAUGAUGAUGAUGAUGAUGCUGAUGAAGAGGGCACUGCAGCUGCUGCUCCUGCUGGUCCUCUGCUGCUCCCUGUGUGGAGCCAAGAGCCUCGGGGACGAUGGAGAGACACAGGAGGAGGUCAGUUCGGUGAGGGAGAAGAGGUGUGUCGACGACGUGGAGGAACGUCUGCAGCAAGAGUUGGAAAAGGCUGUGUCCAACCUCAAGACCCAACUGGAGGAGCAAAGGAAGAGAGAAAGAGUAGCAUUCGGGGCAUCAUUGGGAAGCAAGGGGGGAACUGGUCCCCAUAAUGCUGGCGUCACUCUGGUCUACACAAAUGUCUUCGCCAACGCUGGAGAAGCAUACAAUCCAAAAACAGGUAUCUUCACAGCACCCUUGAAAGGAGUCUACUACUUCAGCUUCUCCGGCCAUCAUCUUUCCUCAAGGUCCAUGGGCCUCCAGCUGAUGAAGAACGGUGUGCAAACGGUGACGGUGUACAACCAUGCGGCAGGAAACAGAUAUGAGACGGCCACCAACGGGAUGAACCUGCUGCUGGAGAAAGGGGACCAGGUGUACAUGAGGCUCCGAGAACACACCUGGAUCAUGGAUAACAUCAACGACCAUUCCACUUUUGUUGGCCAUUUGCUGUUUCCCUUGUGAAACAAACAUCUGUCUCUGUUUUCUUGGCUUCUGACGUGUAUAUGCCAUUAAACUCUAUUCAGUAUAAUGCAGAGGGACCACAAUGCAGAGGGACUGACAGAUCAUAAAAUAAAUCACAUACUGUAGUAUGCAUGAUGUCAUCCUUCUCAUAUUGUUUCCUUGCAAUACUUCAGGUGGUGGUUGUUGAGCUAAAUAUCAAUUCAUUCCAUAUUGUUUCUUUGCAAUACUUCAGGUGGUGGUUGUUGAGCUAAAUAUCAAUUCAUUCCAUAUUGUUUCUUUGCAAUAUUUCAGGUGGUGGCCGCAUCACCACCUAGGUGUGCAUUAUUUUUCCUGUUAUACGCACACCGUGUCGUCAAUUAUCCCUUACUUGUUUCUUUGCAAUACUUGGUGGUUGUUGAGCUAAAUACCAAUUAAUUCCUGCAUAUAUACACACUCUUUUCCAUUGAAAUGGCAACUCAUGUAAAAACACGUCAUUUUUAUGAGGUGUUGUACAAUGUUUGGCAUCCUUCAUGCAAUGUGCAUCUUUUUUCCCUGAGGACUGUUAAUUGUUU
Molecule: messenger RNA, 1219 nt
Organism: Engraulis encrasicolus (European anchovy)
Lineage: Eukaryota; Metazoa; Chordata; Actinopteri; Clupeiformes; Engraulidae
Product: complement C1q-like protein 4
Exons: 3
Coding region: 3-668 (221 amino acids)
Molecular function (GO): protein binding
Source: RefSeq, a predicted model, not a curated record